AGCAUGAUUUAGAAACACACGUCUGCAAUUUGGACGACCAAUUGAUAUUCCGGAGGAGGGAGGAGGAAUUUGAAAACAAAUAACUCAGCCUUGAUAAUCACAACAAUGAAUGAAAACCGACACUGUCAAGAGAUUUUUCAAGAUAUACUAGAGGGAAAACAGGAAAUUGGAUACACGCAUAUUUAAUGGAUAACUCUAAUGAGACGGAAACAAAUUCUGGAGCUAUUGCGGCAAUUGUUUUGCCUUUUGCAGUUACCAUUUCAUGUUGCCUGUCUUGCUGUCGAUACUAUAUGAGAAACAAAAAUGCAAAGAAACUAAAAAAUAUCAGACGCUUUCAACAAUCAAGGACCUCACAAUUAACCAAUGAACAGCUACAAUAUCGUAUUAUUGGUUUGUACCAUGACAAUGGGAAUUCACCUGCUAUUAUCUCAAAUCCUGAGACACAGACUGGAUGUCGAAAUGGUUGGAAAAGUCUUGCCAAUGCUACCUCCGGUAAUGACAGUGAGACUAAUUUUCCAAACGAUACAGCAUAUACUCCCACUUUGAAUCCACCAGCAUACGAAGAUAUUAUAAAUCGAAAUACAGCUGCCAAACUGAAUGUUUCCUCUGAUCCAAGAACACACACAGUAGUUGACGUACAUAACGGCGCUGUAACUAAUUUAGCAGACGAUACAACAUCUAUACCCAAAGAAAAUCCGCCAGCAUACAAAGACAUCAUAUAGGAAUAACGUGUGUAUACAGUUGUAGUUACUAGCGUUUUUAAAUUUGUACUCUGCGCAUUUGUUUUCUGUUUUAAUUAUAAACUUGAAUAAAAUCAACUUUUAAAUUUAA
Molecule: messenger RNA, 831 nt
Organism: Mytilus trossulus (common blue mussel)
Lineage: Eukaryota; Metazoa; Mollusca; Bivalvia; Mytilida; Mytilidae
Exons: 4
Coding region: 186-722 (178 amino acids)
Source: RefSeq, a predicted model, not a curated record